AUGAUGAAACAUAUUGAACAUCGUGUACCAAUCCUCUAUGGUCCUCAAAUACCUCGGCGGGAUCGUGAAGACACNUAUAAUACACUUGCGUCUCAACAAGAGUUAUCUGGAGCGCAAGUUGCUUCGUAUCUUAUGAAUUGGGACGAUCAUUAUACGACACACAAAUUCCAAGGACUUUAUUUAAUUCAAACUGAAAGAUACUUACAGACAGAAUUGAAUGAAUUACGUGUCAAACGAAAUUUAGAAAGAGAUUCAUAUGAUGCCAUGGAUUAUGAUGAACGCAAUGAUAAUGUGCACAACGAUGGAAAUGAUAAUGAAGAAAAUUUUCAAAUUCAAUCUGUCGAAAAUGGAAACGAUUUCGUGCUAGUUAACGGAAGGAUUGAUUAUCAGUAUCGCUCAGGAACUCUCGAUAAUGUGUGCUUAUACGAUUUUGUUAGCGCAUUUUAUAAAAAAAAGAUUAACGCGUCUGAUUUAAAAUAUGUAGCUGAUAGCUCUAUAGGAAGAGAAGAGCAGGAUAAUCGCAGAGGUCGACCACCUAAUCAACGAUUUCCUUUUCAAAAACAACAUCCUCAAGCAACAACCUACCUAAUGAUGAAACAUAUUGAACAUCGUGUACCAAUCCUCUAUGGUCCUCAAAUACCUCGGCGGGAUCGUGAAGACACUCAAGAACGAUAUUGUCGAGCUAUUCUUACACUUUUUGUGCCUUGGCGAAAUGUAUCUGAUCUUUGCGAUGUCAACCAGAAAUGGGAAGACGCACUUAGCUCUCGUCAGCAUCAUAUAUCUGGGCACUCGCAGAAUAUCAUCGAUAAUAUUCAAAUUUUACAUGAGUGUAAGAAAGAUAGAGAUGAACACUUAGUGAAAGUGAUUACAGAAGCUCAAGUUGAGAACGACACAAUCGAGCCCGAACUGUUUCCAAAAAAUCAAAGUUCAUACGAUGAAUACGAUGAUACAAGUGACAGCGAAGAUUUACUUGAAUUGCUCGGUAAUUUAAACGAUUCUACUACAGUUGCAAUGAACAGCAUGANUUCUUGUAUAAUUAAACAUUUUCUCUAUUAG
This is a messenger RNA of Adineta ricciae, 1056 nucleotides long. Lineage: Eukaryota; Metazoa; Rotifera; Eurotatoria; Adinetida; Adinetidae. The record is from the annotation of a GenBank genome assembly.